AUGUCGGGAGAGGAAGUUGACGAUUUUGAGAAGGCCAUUCUCAUAACAUUCGCGCAGAAUGGCUUGGUUGAUAGUAAUUUGAAGGUCAAGCAGACCAUAUGGUCAUGGGUGCGCGGAGCGGCUCAGAAUGCUUUGCAGCCCUUCCUGAAGAACAAAAUAGCGCAGAAUGCGGGGUUCAUCCUGCAGGCGGAUUUCCAAGAGCAGUGGCAGGUGCUGGUGGGGAUGCUUGGGGAGGGGUCUGGUGCGGCAGACAUGUUCUGCCGCAUCCUGGUGUCCCUAGAUGAGGACGUCAUCAGCCUGGAUAUCCCCCGCGGCCAGGAUGGUGUCAGAGCCAGCAUGGAGCUCAAGGACACGAUGCGGGAGCACUGCCUGAACGAGCUGGCCAGCAUCUGGUACAAUCUGGUGGUGACCUACAGCGAUAGCAAUCCAGGCCUGGCAGAGGCGGUGCUGUCCGUGGUCAAGCGCUAUGUGUCCUGGAUCGACAUCGGCCUUGUCGCCAAUGACAGGUUUGUGCCGGUGCUGGUGGCGCUGCUGAGCGGAGCGUCGAGUGGGCUGGCAGGCGCUGCAGCAGAUGUGCUGGCAGAGAUUGUGCUGAAGCGCAUGGACCCUGCAGCCAAGCUCAGGUUAGUGCAGCAGCUGGGGCUAGGCCCGCUGAUAGCGGCGUGGGCGGACAAUCAGCUGCGGAAUCCCAGUGCUGCGGAGGAUGUGGGGCCACAGUGCGCGCGGCUGCUGGCUGCCCUGGUCACUGAGGUGCUGGAGGCGUGGAAGAAGGUGGAGAACAGCGUGGUGAGUUUCACGGCGGUGGGACUGGCAAUCGAUUCGGAGGCGGCCGGGGAGGCGGGCGCGGCGUGCAGCACGGCGCAGGGCCUGAUCUCCGCGCUGUUCCCUGCCGUGCUGGCCACGCUGGGCAGCGAAGAUGACGAGGUCGCCGCCUGCCUCGUCCCCUUCCUGCAGUCCUACACCUCCAAGCUAAAAAACAGCCUCAAGCGCGGCGCCCUCAGCCAGGUGCACCGGCAGCACAUCCGGGGGAUACUCGAGGCGGUGGCCGAGAGCGCACACUACCCGGAGUCCUCAUCGGCCGAGGCGCUAGACGGCGCAGGCGACGCGGCCGAUCCCGAGGCGCUUGAGGCGGCUGAAGCGGAGGCGGCCGCCGCCGAGCGCCGCGCGGAGCUCUUUGUGCUGUUCCGUAAUGCCGCCAAGGUGGCGCCCGAGGAGGGCUAUGCUAUCGCUGGCCUGCUGCUGCAGCGCCUCGACUCGGAGCUGGCUGUGUCGCUGCUGUAUGAAUUGGGGGAAGGGGCAUCGGAAGAGGCGCUGAAGCCUGGCAGCGGCGCCCUGGGUCAGCUGGCAUUGGGUCUGAUGCAAACGGAUGUGCCUGCAUCGGGGCACCGCCUGGUUGCCCUUGCCCUUAUGGAGACAUAUGUCCGGUACAGCAGGGUGUUGCAGCAGAGCACUCAGCAUUUGCCACACGUACUGGAUGUCUUCACUGGGAGCAAGGGCAUCGGCCAUCCUGAUAAGAUGGUGGGCAUGCGAGCAUGCUAUCUGUUCAGCCGGCUGGUCAAGGGACUGCGCCAGAACCUGCUGCCACUGCUGCCAGACCUGCUGCUCCGACUGCAGCCCCACCUGGCACAUAUUGUGUCUGCCCCCUUGCCCGAAACCCCACCUACCAAAUCAGCACAGGGGAUGAAAGGAAGGGGAACGCCUGCGGCGGCUGCUGCGAGCGACGACCGGCUGUACGCGUUUGAGGCGGCGGGGCUGCUGCUGGGAAUGGAAGACCUGCCGGCCGAGGAGCAGAGGGAGGCCGUCAGCGCGCUGCUGCGGCCGCUCCUCGCGCAGAUGGAGGAGCAGCUCGCGGCCGCUGGCAAAGCCGCCGCGGGGUCGGAGGAGCGGCGGCGGACGGAAGCGCUGGUGCAGCAGGCACUGGAGGCGGUGUCGCGCGCCAGCAAGGGGUUCAGCCUCCAGCUGUGCACUCAGACGCGCCCCGCCAUUGGUGAUCUCCUCGCACCGCCCCUGCGCGCCGCCAUCCACAUCCCCCAGGCAUGCCUCCAUCAUUCUGCGAGCUUCAGCAACAUGAGGUCCUUGUUGAGCCCCGUGGUGCCGGGGAACAAGGUGCUGCGCGGCCGAGUGAUCAGUUUCCUGCACCGCCUGGUGGAGUGCCUGGGCGACCGCCUGCUGCCCUUCCUGCCGGCCGCUCUUGCCGCGCUACUGCCGGUGACGGCCGACGCCACGGACGUGUCGGACGUGCAUGCGCUGCUGUCUCAGCUGGCCAUGCGCUACAAGGCCGCCCUGCAGCCCCUCCUUGCCAAGGUGGUGCCGGAGGUUGUGGGCCGCGUGCAUGCGCUGCUGGCGGGCGACUGGGACUGGAGCGGCGCGGGCGGCCGGGGCAGCGCCAGCGAGGAGGCGCGCGAACAGGCCGACCUGCAGCGCUCAUACUACGGCUUCCUCAACGCCCUCUGCCAGAACCAGCUCAUCCGAUCCCUCCAGGGUGGGACGCUGGAUGUGGCUUUGGAGGCGCUGCUGCGCGGCGCGGAGAGCCACAUCGACCCCGCCACCCGCAAGACAUGUGUGCAAGUGCUGCGGCGGCUGGUGGCAGAGCUGAGCGGCGGGCAGGGGCCGGCGGGCGCGCAGAUGCGGCAAUUCCUGAUGGAGCGCUGCGCGGGGGGCGUCUGCCUGGGGGGCUUGGCCCGGGGGGACCUCGACGCGCGCGACGCUGCCGUCUCGGCGCUGCUGACGGAGGUGGCCGGCCUGCUCAUGGACUGCGCCGCCCGCUGCGACGGCGAGCUGCCGGCCUUCCUGCGCGCGCGCGUGCUGCCUCAGCUGCAGCUCAGCCCCGCGCUGCAGGAGGCGCUGGUGCAGGAUUUGGAGGGCGCAGAGAAGAAUGUGAAGCAGCUGAAGGGGCACCUGAAGGACCUUGUGCAGGCGGCCAGCGGUGUGGCCCCAAGCACAAGGGGCAGGAGUGACAUGCCGGACAGCAACGGCAUGGUGGCCAGGAUGAGCCACUGA
Molecule: messenger RNA, 3000 nt
Organism: Coccomyxa subellipsoidea C-169
Lineage: Eukaryota; Viridiplantae; Chlorophyta; Trebouxiophyceae; Coccomyxaceae
Product: Xpo1-domain-containing protein
Exons: 19
Coding region: 1-3000 (999 amino acids)
Biological process (GO): tRNA re-export from nucleus
Cellular component (GO): nuclear pore; cytoplasm; nuclear matrix
Molecular function (GO): small GTPase binding; tRNA binding
Source: RefSeq, a predicted model, not a curated record